Messenger RNA from Mycena citricolor, 1411 nucleotides. The record is from the annotation of a GenBank genome assembly. NCBI's taxonomy places the organism in Eukaryota, Fungi, Basidiomycota, Agaricomycetes, Agaricales, Mycenaceae.
CGCCGCUCGUAUAAUAACGCUCUCUUUCCUUAGCUCCUCAUCUCGACCCUUCCAAACUGACUUCUGCACUACGCAUGGCAGCGGCCAUGGCCUCUCAAACUUCACUUAUCCCACCCGCCUCAGAGAUACCUGUUACAUUUGGUGCAUCCCUUCGCAGCUGGUGGGCUACGAACGAGAAGGGUUCUGCCUUGGCAGAACGACGAAUAUUAUCUGGACUCCCUUUCGUUACCCCACGGACCUAUUCUCCCAGCGACAGCCCCGUAAUCGCUGAGUCGUCAAUCGUUGAACUAGACCAACCCAAAUUCUACCUGAAUACCUUAUCACUCACUCCGACCUCCCCUGCUCCGGAUGCCCCUCCGCCAGUAGUACUGCUUCCUGGAUAUGGAGCGGGCAUCGGAUUCUUCUUUCCCAAUCUCCCCACUCUUGCACAAUGGUCCGGGAAUCGCCGGUCGUCUGUCUAUGCAGUGGACUGGUUAGGUAUGGGCCGAUCCGCCCGUGUGCCAUUCACGAUCAAGGCUCCGAGGAAGGAUACGCCGAAGCGCGUCGCAGAAGCUGAAUCAUUCUUCAUCGACUCUCUCGAGUCGUGGCGAAAGAAGAUGAAGCUCGAACAGAUGACGCUCAUCGGGCACAGUCUCGGAGGCUAUCUUAGCGUCGCCUAUGCUCUCAAAUACCCGACCAGAGUCAACAAGCUGAUCCUUCUCUCGCCCGCCGGUGUCCCUCGCGACCCGGAGCAGACCACAGCACCCGAACGCGAGUUGGAGCCACCGCCUGCUAGUCCUACAUCAACUGUCGAGCCUGCGACACAUGCGAAAGUGGAGGCUGUCCGCGCAGAACAGAGCCAACAGCGCCAACGAUAUACCCGAACUCGGCGGCUGUUCAUGUAUCUUUGGGAGGAAGGAUGGAGCCCUUUCCAGGUCGUGCGAUCGACCAUGUUCUGGGCGCCGAUGCUGAUUGGAAAAUACUCUGCUCGGCGUUUCACGGGAUUGACGCCGGAAGAAACUAACAGCAUGCACGAUUACAUCCAACACAUUACGCUCGCCAAGGGUUCUGGAGAAUACUGCAUCUCCCAUAUCCUCGCUCCUGGAGCUCAUGCCCGGAUGCCUCUGGUCGAUAGAGUUGCUGCUCUAAAGAUCCCAGUAACGUUCGUCUACGGUGACCACGACUGGAUGGAUCCUGAGGGCGGGGAACAGUCGGUCGAGAAUCUGCGAAAAGCGGGCAACGGAAAUGCUCGCUCCUACAUCGUCAAUGGGGCCGGACACCAUGUUUAUCUAGACAACCCAGAUGCGGUCAACUCCUUGCUUGUGAAGGAACUCAACCGCAAAACAUAGAUGGACCUUUUAGAUUGGGACUCAGAUAUAUGAUACCGUGUUCUAAUCUGUAUUAUAUAUUCUGUAAUUAUAUUCUUAUCGCA